This is a messenger RNA of Leishmania mexicana MHOM/GT/2001/U1103, 849 nucleotides long. RefSeq lists its product as hypothetical. Gene Ontology annotation, molecular function: protein binding. NCBI's taxonomy places the organism in Eukaryota, Euglenozoa, Kinetoplastea, Trypanosomatida, Trypanosomatidae. The record is from RefSeq and is a predicted model, not a curated record. The transcript has a single exon. Bases 1 to 849 code for a protein of 282 amino acids.
AUGGGCAGCUCAAGCAGCAGACAGACGCCGCUGCCGGCGGAGUCCGCGGAUACUGCUCCCGCGCCGGAGGUGGCGACGAACACGACCGAUUAUCAUGAGUACAUCCAGUUUCGUGACCAGCUUCUGAGCUUUGCUCUCGGGGAGAGUGCCUUCGACUACACUGAGCGCCUCUUCGCGCAGAAGCCCGACAGCCCGGAAGUCAUGGCGCUACUAGCAGAGACCACCUUUCUGUAUGAUAAGACCAAGAACAAGGUAUCGCGGGGGCACUGGUGCGAUCGUCUGGACCUGCUGCAGCGCGGCGUCGACGUGAGCCGCAAGUGCAUCAACGAGAACAAGGAUUAUGGCCCGUGCUAUCGCACCUACGUCAUGUGCGCCACACGCGAGGCGGAGGCACUCUACUACAUGAAGAGUUUCACGGGACUGGGGCUUGUGGAAAACUACCAGGCGAUCAUGCGGAAGGGCGUCAGGGGGAUGGAGCUGCUGCCAACGGACGCGGAGAUUCCCAACACCCUCGGCGCUCUGUGUGCGCGCUGCUGCUUCCGUUGGUACGACCCAUCGCGUGCGUACGCGUGGUUCUACGGGUUGCCAACGACGCGCAGGCUGCGUGAGCUCAGCGUGGAUUUCCACAAGAAAGCGUGUGAGAACGACCCCAAGAACCUCGAGUACGCCUGCCGUUUGGCGCAGGCCUAUUUCCAGUUAGGCGAUCUGGCGAAUGCGCGGCGAUGGUAUGUGAAGGUGCGCGAUGAGAUGCCGCCGCAGGAGCUGAAGGAUGAGAAGUGGCAGGGCGUGGCACACACGCAGUUGUCGACGGCCUUUGUGAAGCCCAAGUGGAAUGUGCCAUUUGCUUAA